AUGGCCACCGCAACGCAGACACAGACAACCGAGACUCUCGGCCAGACUCAUGAGAAUCCCGGUGCAGGCGCUCUGGUUCACCAUUCGAACCAGAGCCAGGAGCUCAUUCAGUCUUCUCAACGCCGAGAGGUGGGAGCUUUGAGCCAGCAACCACGCCCGCAGAGUGCUGUUGUCUACCAGCCGCCAACUCAUGAGGACAAGCCUGGGGAGAAAAGAGAAGCUCAAUUCCUGCCGUGGUACACGCGCUGGGGCUAUUCUAUCUCGCUCGGUGCUGCCCAGGGAUUCCUCAAGCCAGCCAGUUUGGUCCGCGAUAUGCAGGAUUCCAUUCGUUCGCCAUUGCAUCAACCAAACUUGAUGAAAACUUAUCAAUGUCGUCCGAAGCUUCCUGUCAGGGUCUUUUUCCCUAAGCCCUACGACAAGGAGAAGCCCCGACAGAUGCCUCUGAUCUUCACAAUCCAUGGAGGUGGUUUUAUCAUGGGAACUCCGCAAGACAAUGAUGCAUGGAACGCCAAGUUUGCAAGCCGGUAUGCGUCAACGGUCGUCGCGCUGAACUACAACAAGGCGCCUAAGACGACUUUUCCGAUGUCGAUCCACGAUGUGGAAGCACUGAUUCUGGCUACACUUGGCGACUCAGAGAUUGCUCCACACAUCGACCGUUCCCGUAUUGCCGUCGGCGGCUGGGACGCGGGUGGAAACCUCGCACUGACUGUCUCUCAGCUGCCAGCCAUCAGACCCAUCGUCAGCUCAGUUUUCGCCUUCUACCCACCUUGCGACUUCACCGUGACACAUCAUCAAAAGAGUCGCCUCCGGCGGUACAAGGCCGGAGUAGGCGGCUUCCGCGCACGCGAGACCGAUUACAUGCUGUCUAUGUCACCCAUGAUUGACUGGUCAUAUAUCCCACACGGGACCGACCUGCGCAAUCCACUCCUCAGCCCGUACUUCGCGGAACAUGACAUGCUCCCUCGGCGCGUCAUGAUCGUUGGCUGCGAGCUGGACAUGUACGCGCACGAGGCUUGGCGCACUAUCAGCAAGCUCGCUGGCCGGGAUAUUCCCCCAAUGGAACAGACUGUUGGCCGUGAGGGCCAGUCUGAGCAUGGGCAGAUGCUGUUCGACGAUGAGCGCUUCCACUUUGAGCAAAGCUACAACGAUGGGUCGAGCUACAAGUGGUUGCUUGUCCCAGACACGAUUCACAACUUCGACCAGCGCAUUGGCGGCGUCGUGCGCGAGCCGGACUUCCGGGCUGAUGCGGAGCAGAAGAGCGAGGCCUGUCUGAAGGAGAUUGGUGAAUGGCUGCUCGGCCCUUUCCAUUCAGGCCGACAGAAUGGAACUAUCAACGAGCACAGUGGGACUACCAAUGGUACGACCGAAGCCCAUCAUCAGAUCGAGCAGUGA
Molecule: messenger RNA, 1392 nt
Organism: Diaporthe amygdali
Lineage: Eukaryota; Fungi; Ascomycota; Sordariomycetes; Diaporthales; Diaporthaceae
Exons: 5
Coding region: 1-1392 (463 amino acids)
Molecular function (GO): hydrolase activity
Source: RefSeq, a predicted model, not a curated record